Molecule: messenger RNA, 1836 nt
Organism: Marchantia polymorpha subsp. ruderalis
Lineage: Eukaryota; Viridiplantae; Streptophyta; Marchantiopsida; Marchantiales; Marchantiaceae
Source: the annotation of a GenBank genome assembly
GGGAGUGCACUUUCGUCAAAAUCAGAGCAGGAAAAGGGCUUAGGGUUUUUCUGGGCCAGUGAGCGGGCGUGGCAGAAACUGUCGAACUUGCUGUUAACUUCACUGCGUUGUCGAGAGCUAUGGAAUGCCUCUUUUUCGAUCGUGGUUUCACAGUGUGAGGUGCUCGACAUGCGAGUUUCCUGGCAUUUCCUGCAAUGAAGGGUAGAGGCAAGCCGCGGAAUGUUGAUGGAGACAGGGCUCGUGGGCCUGGUCUGUCGAAAUUCAAGCCUCAGCAGAGAGCCAAGAAAAAGCUCGGCGGGGGAGGUCUGAGUUUGGAGGCCUUCGUCGGAGCCAAGAGCAAGCCGGCCAUCAACCCUGCUCAAAUCCGAGAGCACCGGGAGUUUUAUCAGAAUGCCAAGAAGGUCAAUCAGUACAAAAAAAUCGUCAAGCAGCUUAACGAGCAAGGACAAGUCUCAGGCGCUGAAACUCGCGAACAAGUUCGCGAUGAAGUCAGAGAUGCAGUUGAGGGUAGCCGAGCGCCAAAAAGGGCUGGUGCAAUUAGAAAACCGCUCUUCAUUAAGGGUAAUCAGAGCCUUCAGUUCAAGAUGCAAAGAAAGAUUGAGAAGAGACAACGAGAAGAACGAGGACCUACGCAGCUGGAAAAAUUGAGUGAAGAGGUUCAGUCGAAGAAACAGGAAGAGGAAAGAGAGAGAAGGGAGAGAGAAGAGCAGUUUUCCAGGGAAAAAGAUGCCAGAGAGAAAGCAAAGCGUCAGCGGAAAGAGGCGCAAAACAAAAUGAGGAAGAAGACAGGUCGGGGGCAGCCAGUCAUGAAGCACCGCAUGCAACACCUGUUGGAAACCCUCCAACGGGAAUGAUUGGACCCGGUGUUUCCACACGAGGAUGACAGAGCUUGUGUCACCUUCAGUCGCUGGCCACUCGGCGAGGCGGGCAGUCUAGUACUGCCACGAGGAAGAGCUUAUCUGCUCAUUGCAUUUCUGCUCCAGCCUUCUUCAGCAAUGCUGGGCACUCUGUUCGAUGCUGUUGAAGACACCUUCGGCCUUUCGUGAAUCAGCGGUCUUCUGUAGCUUCUGUUCGAAAUUGUCCUCUUAAGUUCUUAACUGCCAACCAUUGCACCUUAAGAUAGACGUGAACAGAGGAGGUAGACAGAGGGUUUUUGGUCCAAAGAGCAUGGUCUUGGUCUUGCCUAAAAAAAUUCCACCUUCGCUGGACAAUGUAGUCUCCGUUGGUUCUCAUAAACGUGGUGGCUAACGAAGAAGGUUCAUGUGUCUGAACCCUGAGGAGGUUUUCUUCACUGUGCCUCAAGAGUGGAAGUACGAAUGGCAAGUUAGCUCUAACGUCCUUACUCCCUCUUGGUGGGGUGACAAAAUUGUUCCAGGUGCGGCUCUGGGACAUUGCAGCUCGGAGCUCCUGGGUGUUGUUCUUUGUUACGCAAUGCACCUCAAGCGGUGCUGGGUAUGAUUGAAAGGAGCAGGUGCUGAGGACAGUGGGUGAUACUGAUGUCAUGCUGGCGAUUUGUUUGCUCAAGGCAAUUGUCAGUUUUUUUCUUGAUUCUUACGCCUGAAAAUCUAAGAGGUCAUCAGUAACUGAGGGAAUCUAAGCGGAUCUACACAUCAGCAUGAAUUUUGUAAGUCCAUGUGUGUAAAAAGUGUAAUAAAGAAGGGAUUUGUUUGCUUUGAAAUCUCAUUUGAAUGGUUAUACUCUGGAGAUCGUGCAUCGAGGACUAUUUGUGUGCUGUGUUCCAUAGCAAAAAUGACUGGUGCCGUUGAGUUGCUCAUUCUCUUCUUUCUAAACUGGAGUUCUUGUUAUGGGCGCGUCUAUUUGUUUUUUACUGUGGUU